CCGCGGAGCUCCACGCCGCCGGAGACGCGCUGAGGUCGGGGAGGACAGCGGGGGGAGAUGGUCGCCGCUUCGGGCUCCGGAGGCUCCUCCGGCCGUCAUGUGAACGCGGACGAGGCGCGUCAACCUGUCGGGGAUGAUGGUAAAGCCAUGCACCUGGGCAGCGCUCCAUAGCCUUCCUUGUCCCUCGCCUCCCACCUGAUCACCUGUCCUCCUCCAUCGCUCCUCACCUUGACUCCUCCUCCUUCCCUGGUCGCCAUGACGACCACCCUGGAGACGAUAGCCCAUCCGGACCAGGAGCUGAGCCCCGAGCGGCUGGACGGCUGCCUGGACUCGGGCGGUCGAUACAAGGUGGUCCCCUCCAUCGUCUGCUCCAUGUGCUGCCUCUUCGGCAUCAUCUACUGCUUCUUCGGCUAUCGCUGCUUCAAAGCGGUGAUGUUCCUGACGGGCCUCAUGUUCGGCUCUGUCGUCAUCUUCAUGCUCUGCUACAAGGAGCGCGUGCUGGACACCCAGCUGAGCGUGGAGGCCUCGGUGGGCAUCGGCCUGGGCAUCGGGACGCUCUGCGGCCUGGUCACCAUGCUGGUUCGCAGCGUGGGCCUCUUCAUGGUGGGCCUGCUGCUGGGCCUGCUGGUGGCCGUGGCCACCCUGGUGGGCAUGGAGGAGCUGUCCGACAGCCCGCCGCGCUCCGUCUGGGUGCCCCUGGGCGUGCUGCUUGGCCUGGGCAUGCUGUUCGCCGUGCUCACCCUGCAGUGGCAGCGUCUCUUUACCACGCUGUCCACGGCGGUGUUCGGCGCGGCGGUCAUCACGGUGGCGCUGGACUACUUCGUAGAGCUCUUCGCCCUCGUGUUGUACAUGUACGAGCGGAUAAAAGCCGAAUCUGGAAAGCCUGUGUGCUGGCUGACUUGGGUGGUGCUCGGGGUGUGGCCUGCCCUCACCCUGCUGGGCGUCAUGGUCCAGUGGAAGGUGACCGCCGAGGGAUACUCCCACACCAAGGUGAUCAUCAGCCGGCAGCAGAGGAGGAUGCAGGUGAUGCGGAUCCGUCAGCGGGACGACCGCUACCGCAACAAGAAGAAGAAGAAGCAGCAGCAGGGCUCCACCUCCCACCAUCACCACCAGGCCAAGCAGCUCCAUGCUGAGCCCGCCUACCGCCGCAAACCCAACCCCAUCCGCCGCUACGACACUGAUGUCCUCUCGCCGAGCUACAUCCAGAGUUUUCGGGACCGACAGGUGCAGGCUCAGCCCUUCCCGGGUCGGCUGGUCGGAGGCUCCCAUGCCGUGGUGGAGAUGGGCUACGACUGCAGCUCCACGACGCCCCUCACCGGAGCAGCAGGACCUUCACUACGGGUCUGAUGCCUCCACAACACCCCGAACACUCCACUGAACCAGGGAGAUAUGUGACUCUACAACCACUACCCCACACCUGUGCUAGAACAAACCACCACUGGGUUCAGAUGCAAAGAUUCUGGGUUUAGCCACACACCUUAGAGGAAAAAAAUAGCCCUUUACUUAUUAAAUGUUGGAGCCGUCGGUUUGGUGCAGAGGUUUGAUCGACCUCUAUUUCACUGUCUGUCCGUAGAUUCAAAUGCACUAAAUGCAUGCAUGUACUUGACACAAACACAUUCUGCAGCUACAAUCUUAAGAGUUCCGCGUGGGAACAAGAAGCAGCUGGCUGGACCCGACCUGUAUGUCAAAACAGAUCAGGGAUCGGACUGCAAACCUGCCUCAGGUUCCGUCAUGGGCUUCAAAACACAACUUUACCCUCGUUGCUGUUUCGACCACCGUUCCUCAACCGAUGCUGCAGAAGCAGCAAGUUCCUUGGCCUCCUUAGAAGUCCUCCAUGAAUGGGGGUAAGGGCCGUCCAAUGCAAACCGGGAUCCGUUAUUUGCGUUCUGUGCCAUCUGGACUACAAACUUAAUGUCGUUUUUAAAGAGGGGGAAACCCUUUGUCACCCUUGGUGCUGGACGAUACACUACUUCAAGCGUCAAACUGCUCUCUGAAGCCCCGGGAAUCUGUUUCAACGGGUGCCUUGCCCCUCCUCGGACUGCGCCACUCAGCGACAGGAGGGGGGUUACUGGCAGAUCUCCCAUCAGUGGCUUGUUUUUGCAUUAAACGUGAGGAUUCUUCAGGGGAGGAGAGGGAUGUAGCCGCGGAGCUACAACAAGCAGGGUAUAAAGUUUCUGGAGUCGGCUUGUUGUCUUCACAGAUGCCUGGAUAUUCGAGGAGGAUUAGCUUUUUAGCUGACAAGGAGGAAGACUUGUUUACACUGGCACCUCAUGAAAUCUCACCCCAGACAUACGUAGUAAGAGAACCUUCAACACAACUUACUGAGAAUUUCAUCACUGCAGUGGAAAACAAUCUCCAGGAGAUGAUUUACACUGCUAAUCAAAGCUGAAAGAUUCGUCUAACAUCUGCAAGGGUGUGAAAAAGUCAAGAUUUAAGGCCAAACUGAAGUUAAAUUUUGCUAUGAAAUCCACAUAGAUAGAUCUGUGAGGUUUGUUAUGACCUAAAAUGGGUGAAAUAGUAAUUAGCAAACAGAGUUUUUGGUGCUUGACAAUGUUAAUGCUAAUAACGCUAAUGUUAAUUGCUAACUACAACAUGUGGAGUCUGUUAGGUAGCUGCUGAAUUCCGAGUAUAAGCUAGUUAGCGUAGCUGGCUAGCUUUUGUUUUCCAAGUCAAGCUUAGUUGCACCAUGACGUUUUCUAAAAGCUGAACACUGUAAGAAAAGAAAAGAUAGACUUUUUCCACAAUAUGACCAAAAAAAUUUCUAUCCCAUUUGGAAAACCAUAUACACUGCUGUUGGAAUCAAUAUUAAACAGAAAUUGACGUUUUUGUUAAAAAGCUAGCCAGCUACUUAGUCUAGCUGUUUGUUGGAGCUUAUAUUUUACGCAGAAAUGGAUUUUUUUGUUAAAAAGCUAGCUGGGUAGUUAGCCUAGCUGGUUGUUGGAACUUACAAUUUAAACAGAAAUGGACAUUUUUGUUAAAAAGCUAGCCAGCUAGUUAGCCUAGCUGCUUGUUCGAACUUACAAUUUAAACAGAAAUGGACAUUUUUGUUAUAAAGCUAGUCAGCUCAUUAGCCUAGCUGGUUGUUGGAACUUACAUUUUAAACGUAAAUGGACAUUUUUGUUAUAACGCUAGCUGGGGAGUUAGCCUAGCUGGCCAGUUUGCACGGUGGCUCACUUUAAUAGCAACAUGAGAAAACCAAAAUAAUCACUAAAGACGUUAGAGUCUUGAAAGUUAGAAGCUUUUUCUGAAAUUAUAACCAUAAACAUUUCUAUUCUUCCUUUAAAACCUGUUCUCUGUUGUUGGAACUCAUAUUUUGCAGCAGAAAUGGACAUUUAGGGCCAAUUUUAGGCACAAUAGAUUUGUGUUUCUUGCUGCUUAUUUCCUCUAAAUUCACUAUUUUGGGACAUGUUUUACUCGUUAGCCAUUGUGUGUCGGCUUUUAGCUCAGUUUCUUCUGAGGAGAUCUCUUUCUAGACCUGUUUUUUUUUUCUUUUUUUGAAGCACUGGGGCUAAAUACCUGAAAAAAGCACCUUUUUUUGACUGCAAUGAGGCGCCAGUGUAAAUAAGACGUGAAUGUGAAUGAACAAAGUGGACUAGUGGCCAUAACAACCUGUACUUAGACCAACUCCUUCCAUCAUGUGCAUUGAUUUUUGCUUUAUUCAGUGAAAAUGUGAAUACUUUGUUACCGUCUUUACCUUUUUAAAGGGAACCGAUGUGGUGGGGAGGGCGGUGGGGUUUUUUAUUUGUCAAUGCAUGAAACCACCUCCUGGUCGAGUCCCUCUGUGUGCAUCGAUGUGAAAUUUGUACAUAAAACACAGCACUUACUAACUUUAUUUCUGUUUUAUUUUUUACCAUUUCUUUGUUUUCUUUUCAUAGCGCUCUAAUUUCUUUUCCGGUGGGAUGUAUUUAUUUGCUGAUUUAUUUAUUUGGUUCUGUAACAGGAGAGUGUGACGUCACCGCUGUAGGCCGGAAGCUCCAUGCUUUUUGUUUUUAUUUUUAAUUAAAAACUGAAUUCCGACUAUAAUUAUUAAAGCAUGUGUUCCUACGGGCCUGAA
Amphiprion ocellaris (clown anemonefish) is the source of this 4054-nucleotide messenger RNA. It is a transcript of the gene tmem198ab, whose product is annotated as transmembrane protein 198b. Gene Ontology annotation, cellular component: plasma membrane; cytoplasmic vesicle. The transcript is spliced from 5 exons. Gene Ontology annotation, biological process: positive regulation of canonical Wnt signaling pathway. The record is from RefSeq and is a predicted model, not a curated record. NCBI's taxonomy places the organism in Eukaryota, Metazoa, Chordata, Actinopteri, Pomacentridae. The coding region runs from base 256 to 1347 and encodes 363 amino acids.